Messenger RNA from Nothoprocta perdicaria, 3156 nucleotides. It is a transcript of the gene CAMK2D, whose product is annotated as calcium/calmodulin dependent protein kinase II delta. The record is from RefSeq and is a predicted model, not a curated record. The transcript has 21 exons. Gene Ontology annotation, cellular component: neuron projection; cytoplasm. Lineage: Eukaryota; Metazoa; Chordata; Aves; Tinamiformes; Tinamidae. Gene Ontology annotation, biological process: protein phosphorylation. Gene Ontology annotation, molecular function: ATP binding; calcium/calmodulin-dependent protein kinase activity; calmodulin binding. Bases 23 to 1501 code for a protein of 492 amino acids.
AUUCUCGGUCGUGAGAAGAUGUAUGAAAAUUACGACGGGACAAGAAUAUGCUGCCAAAAUUAUCAACACCAAAAAGCUGUCGGCUAGGGAUCACCAGAAACUGGAAAGGGAAGCUAGAAUCUGUCGCCUCUUGAAGCAUCCCAAUAUUGUGCGGCUUCAUGACAGCAUAUCAGAAGAAGGAUUCCAUUACUUAGUCUUUGACUUAGUCACUGGAGGUGAACUGUUUGAAGAUAUAGUUGCAAGAGAAUAUUACAGUGAAGCAGAUGCCAGUCAUUGUAUACAGCAGAUUCUAGAAAGUGUUAAUCAUUGUCACCUAAAUGGCAUAGUGCACAGAGACCUGAAGCCUGAGAACUUGCUUUUAGCUAGCAAAUCCAAAGGAGCAGCAGUAAAACUGGCAGACUUUGGGUUGGCUAUAGAAGUGCAAGGAGAACAACAAGCUUGGUUUGGCUUUGCUGGUACUCCAGGAUACCUUUCUCCAGAGGUGUUACGUAAAGAUCCCUAUGGAAAACCUGUGGAUAUGUGGGCUUGUGGUGUCAUUCUCUAUAUCCUUCUGGUAGGAUAUCCUCCCUUCUGGGAUGAAGACCAGCACAGACUCUACCAGCAGAUCAAAGCCGGUGCUUAUGAUUUUCCGUCACCAGAGUGGGAUACAGUGACUCCUGAAGCAAAAGACCUUAUCAAUAAAAUGCUUACAAUUAACCCAGCAAAACGUAUCACAGCAUCAGAAGCGCUAAAGCAUCCAUGGAUCUGUCAACGUUCUACUGUUGCCUCUAUGAUGCACAGACAAGAGACAGUAGAUUGCUUGAAGAAAUUCAAUGCAAGAAGAAAACUAAAGGGAGCCAUUCUGACCACUAUGCUGGCUACCAGAAAUUUCUCAGCUAAGAGUUUGCUGAAAAAGCCAGAUGGAGUCAAGAAAAGGAAGUCCAGUUCGAGUGUUCAGAUGAUGAUAAACAACAAAACCAACGUGGUAACCAGCCCCAAGGAAAAUAUUCCUACCCCGGCGCUGGAGCCCCAAACUACAGUAAUCCACAACCCUGAUGGAAAUAAGGAAUCAACGGAGAGCUCCAAUACAACCAUUGAAGAUGAAGAUGUGAAAGCUCGUAAGCAAGAGAUUAUCAAGGUUACCGAGCAGUUGAUUGAAGCUAUCAACAACGGGGACUUUGAAGCUUACACAAAAAUCUGCGAUCCAGGCCUUACGUCCUUUGAACCCGAAGCUUUGGGUAACCUAGUAGAAGGGAUGGACUUUCACCGGUUCUACUUUGAAAAUGCUUUAUCCAAAAGUAACAAGCCAAUCCACACCAUUAUCCUCAAUCCUCAUGUCCACCUUGUGGGUGACGAUGCCGCCUGCAUUGCGUAUAUACGGCUAACACAGUACAUGGAUGGAAGCGGGAUGCCAAAGACUAUGCAGUCAGAGGAGACACGGGUCUGGCACCGUCGGGAUGGCAAGUGGCAGAACGUUCACUUCCACCGUUCAGGGUCACCAACAGUACCUAUCAAUGCCUAGCACAGCGGAAUCCCAGUUGUGACUUCGGCCCCUAGAUGCUACGCUAAAAAUCUCAGCGGUGCCGCUCUUGCACUCUCUGUACCCAGCGCGCCUGGUUGAUUACCGUCUUGGCCAUCCUGUUCUCUUCAUGCAUGUUUCUGAGUGCAUGAAGUUGUGAAGGUUCUUCAUGUAACACAUUUGUGAUGCACCGUUUUGCUGCAUAUUCCAUCUGUACACUGUUAACAUUUCAAUGAAGGUGAUGUUCCAUGCAAAUAGAAAAUAGYGAGGCAUAAACGUCAAACAUUUGGUGUACAGCAGUAGAUAUAGGAGACAUUUGUCUUUUUUUUUUUCUCCACUUAUGCCAAGUUUUGACGGAUGACUUUAAAAGUUAUCCCGUUUAUAAAAAAGGAACAAGAAAAAAAAAAACAAAAAAAWACCCUCUCGCAAAAAUACAUAGACCCUCUUUUUUUAAGAACUGUUUUUUGACUCUUCCUUAAUCCCUAGAUUCUUGAAUUUUGCUUCAGUUCUGAAAGAAAGGGAUAGGUUUUACAUUGACAGCUGUAUUACUGUAAAACAGAUUUUUACUACGGCAUGUAAAUGGACAAAAUCACUGGUAAAUGUGGAAUGAUCAUAUCUUGGCUUUGUUCCAGCUGAAGCCUUCYUAGUUAUUAGUCUGUGUAAACUGGAAAAAUCUCCUCAUUUGCUGGUGUGGUCAGUUCUCAGUUAACUGGUAGUGAUCUGGCUGGUCAGCAACUUCUUUCAUUUUUUUUCCUCUUUUUUUCUUUGAGCCUUCACCUUUGCUUUCUUACUAUGCURUUUGAAAAUUUAUAUUGGAUGAUAAAGCAAAAUUAAAAAUUGUUAGGAACUAAGUGGUGAUUGAGAGGCAGAUUUUGAAUGUUAAAACAGAUAAAGAAAAACAGAAUUUUAUUGCUUUUAGGGUGUAUUGUAAAUUUGAGGAGGCUUUAGAACAUUUAAAAAUUUUGUUUAAAAUAUAGUCCAGUUGUGUGGUUAGUAUAUUAUAGAAUAUUAGGCCUUAAAAGUUUAGCAUGAAAAGUUUAUUUACUUUCCAAUAUAGUUGUUGCUUUUCUGGAAGUAUGUUAUGAAUACACCAGAUUUCUAAUAAACCCAUAACACUUUACCACAGGGUUAUUUCUUCCCCUUCCUUUCUCUUCCUCCCUACCGCCCAGUUUGCUCUUGACUUGUGAAAAUCAUUGUGCAGUGGACACCGUUAAGGUCAACAUUUUUUUUGCAGCAUUACCAAUUUGUUUUAGAUUUUUAUUUGUUGCUGCAAAAAUCUGUGCACUGUGCAGGAAAUGCUUUCUUGUCAGUUUAGAWGAGAAAUUUUCUUACAGGGACUAUGUUUGCUUCCCUUACGUAUCUGUGAAAGUAUAUUCUUGCAAGCAUUUAGAUUUAUUCCCUUUCAAUUUUAAUAGAAAAAUAGAGGGAUUUAUUAUUUCUCUUUUUUUUUUUCAUUUGUUAAUUGUUUUAUUACCAACAGGACUAACUGUUUUCUGCAGCUCUGUAUAGUGCAUGGUAUCUCAGUCAAUGUUCUUUUUAGGAGGUAACAAUUUGCAACUCUGCAGCUGGAAGUUUCUAAAAUGGAAGAGCUUCUUGAUUUGUAUAAUUUCAUGUUUCUGUAUUGAUUACUGAUCAAAAGCAGUUCUUAAACAUUUUGG